Molecule: messenger RNA, 684 nt
Organism: Kluyveromyces lactis
Lineage: Eukaryota; Fungi; Ascomycota; Saccharomycetes; Saccharomycetales; Saccharomycetaceae
Gene: TAE1
Product: N-terminal protein methyltransferase
Exons: 1
Coding region: 1-684 (227 amino acids)
Biological process (GO): N-terminal protein amino acid methylation
Cellular component (GO): cytoplasm
Molecular function (GO): N-terminal protein N-methyltransferase activity
Source: RefSeq, a predicted model, not a curated record
AUGACUACCCCUGAUUCAAAUAUUAACUAUAAAGAUGCUAUAGACUACUGGACAAGCAUUCCAGCUACUGUGGAUGGUGUGCUAGGAGGAUACGGUGACCAGACUCCGUUACCUAACAUGGAUGUGCAUGGUUCAAUGCAUUUCGUUAGGAAACUAAAAUCAAGAAUGAUUACCGAGGGUCCUAAAAACAGUUGUGAUAUCGGUGCAGGGAUCGGAAGAGUUACCAAGAACUUUUUGAGUAAAAUUAGCGAUAAAGUGGAUUUGGUAGAACCUGUAGUGCCAUUUGUGGAACAAGCACAUGUGGAAUUGGAUGCGUUAAAGAAAGAGGGCAAGAUUGGUGAGAUAUUUGCUAUUGGUAUGCAAGACUGGAACCCUGAAGAAGGGAAGUACUGGUUGAUAUGGUGUCAAUGGUGUGUCGGCCAUCUACCAGACGAAGAAUUGAUUCAAUUCUUUCACCGAUGCAAGAAAGGUUUGCAGAAAAAUGGUACCAUCGUUGUGAAAGAGAACAAUACAGUUGGAGAUGAUGAUUUCGAUCCAGUAGACAGCAGUGUCACUAGAUCCAAUGAGAAGUUUAUGCAGUUGUUUAAAGAGGCCGGGUUGAAAGUCAUUGCAACGGAAAGACAAAGAGGUUUACCUGACGGCCUCUAUCCUGUACAGAUGUAUGCAUUGAAAACCGUAGUUUGA